AUGACUACAGAUUCAUCAAAUAUUGCUAUUACACAGCAUGUAGCAACACUUCUUGAUGAUCUUAUUACUUGGCGAACUAUUGGCAAUAAACAAUCAGAUAUACGAGAAACAACUAAUAUUCAACCUCAUGGUGGUGCUUGGAUGCCAGCCGAUCGUUCAUUUGAUCGAAUAUUAUUCUGGCGAACAGUAGAAAAUAAUUCAUUUCAAUUAUUUGAAUAUUCAAUGUCACGUAAUCUUUUACAUAACGCUCUUCAAAUUCAAUUUGGUGUAUCAACAACUGUUUUACCAAAUGUUUUUAUUGUUGAAUUACCUGAUCGAAAAGAAAUUUGUCUUAUGUUUGUAACACAUAUUGGUGUUUAUCGUUGGAUUUUAAAACAUCCAACAUUAUCCAAUAUUGGACAAUUAGAACAACCUCAAUCGAUACUUGCUGAUAUAACAGAUGAUUAUUUAAAUAAUCGUAAUCAUUUCUAUCGACAUGAUUUACAAUUAUAUAGUCAAGUCACUUGUGCUUAUACAAAUGAUCAUUUGAUUUAUGCGUUAUACAAUGAAAUCGAAACGAUUAUUCUUCGAUUUGAUAAUCAAGAUCAUUUAAGUUCACCACAACAAAUAAUUUUCCCAAAGAGACAAUCGUCAGGUUUAUUUAAUUUUCUUUGGAAUCCAAAUAAAUCAGUAACACCUACUCAACAAAAUCAACCAUUAAUUGCUGGUCAAACGACUAUUAUUUAUAGUACGAUGACAAUGACAAUCAUACUUUACGAUAAUGGUCAACUUCGAUUUUUAUCCGAUCAACUUGAUACAAUUAUUCAUGAAUAUAAUUUAUCAACUGAUCUUCCACGUUUAUCAUCAAAAAUUCCAACAAAAAUGUUUUUAGAUUAUUGUCAAUAUGAAACAUUUUCUGAUGAACUUGUAACACGUUUAUUUGUUAUUCUUGAUUCCAAUGAACUUCUUCAUCUUCUUAUAUAUGAAUUUCAAUAUGAUUCAAGUGAAAAUUUUCAAUUUUCUUUAUAUCAAAAUAAAACAUAUUCCAAAAGUCUUCAAUCAACUGAUCAUGCAAAUUUACCACAUGGUUCAUCAUUAACAUCAGUAACAUGUACAAAUGAUAGAAUUUUAUUUCAUCUAUUAACAAAUCAAAAUCGUUCAAUACUUUUAUUAAUACACUAUGAAUUAAAAACAACUAAUUAUGAACAAUUUAUACAGUUACCUACGGAUUCAAAUGAAAAAAUUAUAAAUGAUGAUUCAACAACAAUCGAUGAUAUUGAAAGAAGACUUAAAUCACCAGGACAAUUUACUAUUGAUAUGAUUAAAGAUGCACUUUGGAUUACAUUUAAUCUUAAUCUAGAUGAAUAUAAUCAAUCAUGGACAUCAUUAACACAAAUUCUUCAACAAUUACCAAUUAUUAUUCAAAGUUUGUGUAAUGAUCAUUGUGAAGAAAAUUCAAUUCGUAAUGAAGAUCGUUUACAAAUUCUAACAAAAUUCUGGCAAAAUCUUUAUAGUACAUUAAUUGAUCUUCGUGCUCAUGCACUUGUUCUAUAUGGUUGUCGAAUAUUCGAUGAACGACAAUUAAUUAUUAUUAUUCAUAAAUCAGCUGUAUCACUUUAUUCAAUGUCAAAAGCAGCAUUACCAAUAAAUCCAAAAUAUUCUCGUUAUGUAAAAGAUAUUGAAUUAUUAGUAAAAACAUCGGACGAUGAAACAAUUGCUCGAAUAGAUGAUGAUUUAUUUAAUGAAACAUCAGCAAAUGAACAACAAUUAAAUACACAACAAUUAAUUCGUAUUCAAAAACAUCUCGAACCAAUUGUAAAUAAUGAUCAAUUAACUGAAAUAUUUCAAUCAAUUUAUGAUAAACAUUCAUCAAAAAUAAAUUCAAAUGAAAUUAAUAAUAAUAUAUUUUCAUCGAAAAUAGCUCGUCGUUUAAUAGUCCUCGUUUUUGUUCAAUUAUGUCAUGAAAGAAUUCAUCAAAUUGAACGUUUAAAUAAAUUAAUACCAUUAAUAUUUCGUACAAAUCAUAUUCGAAUUAAUUCACAUCGUAUAGAAAAACUUCAAGAUCAAAUUUUACCAUAUUUACAAGAUUUAUUACAAAUUUAUCAAAUACUUUUAUGGCUUUCAUCAUGUGGAAUUGAAUCAUCAUCAAUAACUGUUGAUGAUCGUGAUCUUUUUAUUGAAAAUCUUGUUUUUCAACAAUCACAACAACGAUAUAAAACACGAAUUGGAAAUCAAUCAUUAAUUGAACAAGUUUUAAUGGAUAAUUAUCCACAAGAACAAAUUUUACCUGAUGCAGAUAAUUGGUUUCAAAUAAUACUUCAUUCCAUUGAUAAUCUCUUGACACUUGUAUGGCCAAAUAAUGAUUUUCUAAUCACAUAUUUACCUAGUCGACAUCAAUGGACAAUCUUAGAUCAAUAUUGUGGAAAAUUUUCUUGGUUUAAAGAAUUGAAUUCAGCAAGACAAUUUUUUCAUGCAUUAACAUUUUAUCGUUCGGGUACAAAUAUUGAAACAGCUACAAGACAUUUAGCUGCUGUGUUAAAAGAACUUCAUACUGAUCCAUUGCUAUUGAAAAUGUUUGGACAACAAACAAUACCAGAAUUAUUUUAUAUAGAAUGGAUUCGAGAAUAUUUAAAAUAUUUUGGUCAAAGUCAACAUGUUGCUUCAUUUCUUCAUCAAUCUUUACAAAGUUCAUAUUCACCUGAUAUUCGUGCUUUAAUUAUUAAAGAAUUAUUUAAAACAAGUAUUGAUUUAAAAAAUUUCGAUGAUGCUUUUUGGUGUAUACAAAAUACAAAUGAUUAUUUAAGUCAGAAACAAUUUACAUUUGAAUAUGCAUUAGCUAUAUGUUCAUUAUCAAAUGAACAAUCUUUGUAUCGUCUUCAAACACUUGUUCAAUAUCAACGUGAUAAAUUAGGUUAUAUAGAUUUUGAAUUAUUAGCUUAUCUUGAACGAACAUGUGUUGAAACUCAACCUAUUCAAUCAUCACAUGUGUAUGCACUUUAUGAAAUUUAUAAAACGAUUAAAUUACCAUUAAAAAUGGCACAGAUAAUGUAUCAUUAUGGUUGCUUAAUAAAUGAUAUAAAAGAACAAAAAAAUGUUUUUCAAUUAGCUUAUGAUGCUUUAUCAACAAUACAACAAACAAAUGAUUCAACUGAUCGCUUAUUUAUUUAUCCAAUUAAUUAUGAAUAUAAUUCUUUAGCACCUUUACAUACUGAUGAUAAUUCUUCUCAACUUAUUAGUAUUGAUGAAUGUCGACAAAAAUUAGCAAUUAUAUCUGCUAUAUAUACAUUAAAAACAAAUCGUUCAUCAGCAACUGUUCAAAUAACUGAUACAAUGCAUCCAACACAAUUAAGUGGUCUUUUAGCAAAAUUUCAUUAUCAUACAGAAGCUCAACAAUUACUUGAUGCUUUUCAUAUAAAUAAAUCAUCAAUGUAUUUUGUUCAUUAA
Messenger RNA from Adineta steineri, 3423 nucleotides. The record is from the annotation of a GenBank genome assembly. Lineage: Eukaryota; Metazoa; Rotifera; Eurotatoria; Adinetida; Adinetidae.